AUAAGAUAUUUUUCUCUCUCCGCACAUUGUUACUUCCUAUUUUCACCCAUCGCCUGAGACAUCUUCCUAGGUUUCUCCGAUCUCCUACGCUUAAGAUUCAAACGCUAAAGGCUCAAGAUGGGAGGAGGGUUUAGAGUGCUUCAUCUCGUGAGACCGUUUCUUGCAUUCCUUCCGGAAGUGCAAUCUGCUGAUAGGAAAAUUCCAUUCAGAGAGAAGGUCAUAUACACCGUGAUCUCUCUGUUCAUCUUCUUGGUGUGCAGUCAGCUCCCACUCUAUGGGAUCCACUCUACCACCGGCGCGGAUCCAUUCUACUGGAUGCGUGUCAUCCUUGCCUCGAACCGAGGAACAGUGAUGGAGCUCGGUAUUACACCGAUUGUUACAUCUGGACUGGUUAUGCAACUGUUAGCCGGUUCAAAGAUCAUUGAAGUGGACAACAAUGUACGUGAAGACCGUGCACUCUUGAAUGGUGCACAGAAGCUGCUGGGUAUCCUUAUAGCCAUCGGUGAAGCAGUUGCAUAUGUGCUGUCUGGAAUGUAUGGCAGUGUUGGCCAGCUAGGAGUCGGGAAUGCUAUUCUCAUUAUUGUUCAGCUCUGCUUUGCCGGUAUCAUCGUCAUUUGCUUGGAUGAGCUUCUCCAGAAAGGAUAUGGUCUCGGCUCCGGAAUUUCCCUUUUCAUUGCCACUAAUAUCUGUGAGAGCAUUAUCUGGAAAGCAUUCAGCCCAACCACCAUCAACAGCGGACGUGGAGCUGAAUUCGAAGGCGCAGUUAUUGCUCUGUUCCAUCUUCUCAUCACUCGGACAGACAAAGUCCGUGCACUCCGGGAGGCAUUUUACAGGCAGAAUCUCCCGAACGUGACGAAUCUGCUCGCCACUGUCUUGAUCUUCCUGAUCGUUAUCUACUUCCAAGGCUUCCGGGUGGUUUUGCCCGUGAGAUCCAAGAAUGCACGUGGACAGCAGGGCUCCUAUCCUAUCAAGUUGUUCUACACCUCGAACAUGCCCAUCAUCUUGCAGUCUGCCCUUGUUUCCAACGUCUACUUCAUCUCUCAGCUAUUAUACAGGAAGUACAGCGGAAACUUUCUGGUGAAUCUUUUGGGUAUUUGGAAGGAGUCGGAAUACAGCGGCCAGUCUGUCCCUGUUGGAGGAAUUGCAUACUACAUCACCGCUCCAUCCAGCCUAGCCGACAUGGCAGCUCAUCCUUUCCAUGCCCUGUUCUACCUCGUGUUCAUGUUGGGAGCUUGUGCUCUGUUCUCGAAAACCUGGAUCGAAGUUUCCGGAUCAUCUGCCAAAGAUGUCGCCAGACAACUCAGGGAGCAACAAAUGGUGAUGCAAGGACACCGAGACUCUAACCACCAGCAACAGCUGAACCCAUUUAUCCCGACAGCGGCGGCGUUCGGGGGAAUGUGCAUUGGGGCACUGACCGUACUGGCGGAUUUCAUGGGCGCCAUCGGGUCAGGGACCGGAAUUCUCCUGGCCGUCACCAUCAUCUACCAGUACUUCGAGACGUUCGAGAAGGAAAAAGCAAGCGAGCUCGGAUUCUUCGGUUUCUAAGCCCUUUUGGAAAUAUAUGAAGAUCACACUGGCUCUGAAGAGAAAUCGACUCGCCAUUGCAAUGGCGUGGAACACCCAAGUAGAGAGAGAGAGAUAGAGAGACCUUGACAAAAGAAAAGAGCUUAUUAGCUUUAUUUAGUUUCAGCCCACUUUCGGGUAGCUGUAACUGCAGGACUGACUUUCCUCGUUCCUCGUUUUCUUCUGCUUUCAACUGUUUGUCCGAAACUUUCAGUGUUGUCUUUUCCUUUUGUUAGAAUUCGGUGGCGGGAAAAAAAUGUCUGAGGAGUUUUAUAAUUGACAUUUCGAUGCGUAUCA
Molecule: messenger RNA, 1860 nt
Organism: Tarenaya hassleriana
Lineage: Eukaryota; Viridiplantae; Streptophyta; Magnoliopsida; Brassicales; Cleomaceae
Product: protein transport protein Sec61 subunit alpha
Exons: 8
Coding region: 118-1545 (475 amino acids)
Biological process (GO): SRP-dependent cotranslational protein targeting to membrane, translocation; post-translational protein targeting to membrane, translocation
Cellular component (GO): membrane; Sec61 translocon complex
Molecular function (GO): ribosome binding; signal sequence receptor activity; transmembrane protein transporter activity
Source: RefSeq, a predicted model, not a curated record